UUAGGUUACACGAAUUGUGUCCAUAAAUAGUGAUGAAACCAUGCAGAGCAAAUGCACCUCAUCCCAGCAAAAUGGGUUCUACUAAUACUCUACCAUUACCCACCUACAAAUCCCUCUCUUCUUCUUCUUCUUCCUUCACCAAUUCAUAUUUCAUAGCAAAACCCUCUCAGCUUUUCCUCCAAAGAAGGCGGCGUUGUCAAAGUUUCAAGGUUUCAUGCAACUCCAAUAACAGUACUGGCGAGCAUGACAAAAACCUUGAAGCAAAUCUUGAUAGGAGAAAUUUGCUCCUUGGUUUAGGAGGUCUCUAUGGUGUUGCUAAUCUUGCACCAUUAGCUGCAUCAGCUACUCCUAUUAGAGCCCCUGAUGGCUAUACUUGUUGUCAAGCCACGACAACGUGUGACGAGAAAACUGUAGUGUUAAAAGAUAAUUGUUGCCCCCCUCCUAUUCCACUUAACUAUGAAACCAUUCCAUGCUACAAGUUGCCUACCAUGACCAAGCUCCGUAUCCGUUCCCCUGCUCAAAAUGCUGAUGAGGAGUAUAUUGACAAGUACAACAAGGCCAUUAGCAAAAUGAAGGAACUUGAUAAAACCGAACCUUUUAACCCUCUUGGGUUUAAGCAGCAAGCCCAUAUCCAUUGUGCUUACUGCAAUGGUGCUUAUAAAGUUGGUGACAAAGUGUUACAAGUUCAUAACUCAUGGCUUUUCUUCCCGUUCCAUAGAUGGUACUUGUACUUCUAUGAGAGAAUCUUGGGAACCCUCAUCGACGAUCCCACUUUCGCUUUGCCAUAUUGGAAUUGGGACCAUCCUAACGGUAUGCUUUUGCCUCCCAUGUUUGAUCGUGAAGGAUCUUCCCUUUACGAUGAAAAUCGUAACCAAAGUCACCGUAAAGGAACCAUAAUCGAUCUUGGUUAUUUCGGUGAUGAGGUCGAAACAACAACUGAUCAACUCAAGUGUAAUAACUUAACUCUAAUGUACCGUCAAAUGGUAACUAAUGCUCCAUGUCCUCUUUUGUUCUUUGGUUCGCCUUAUUCUCUCGGGAAUAACAUCGAGACUCCGGGAACCAUUGAAAACAUCCCUCACAUUCCUGUCCACAUCUGGACUGGAACAGUGGCAGGUACACCUCUUCCUAAUGAUAAAAAGAAGUCAUGCGGUGAGGAUAUGGGUAAUUUCUACUCAGCUGGUUUGGACCCAGUUUUCUAUUGCCACCACGCCAAUGUGGACCGGAUGUGGAAUAUAUGGAAAACAAUAGGAGGGAAAAGAAAGGAUAUCAUACAUCCAGAUUGGCGGAACUCGGAGUUCUUUUUCUACGAUGAAAACAAAAACCCUUACCGUGUGAAAAUCCAAGACUGUUUAGACAGUAAGAAGAUGGGGUACGACUAUGCAGAAAUGUGCACCCCAUGGCGUGACUUUAAGCCAAAAUUAAAGAGGGCCACAACUAGGAAAGCGAAUCCAUCUUCAGUUCCAAGCUCAAGCGAGGUAUUCCCAAUAGCUAAGCUGGACAAACCCAUUUCAUUUUCCAUCACCAGGCCGGCUACCGCAAGGACUCAAGAUGACAAAAAUGAAAAAGAGGAGAUGCUAACAUUCAACAACAUAAAAUAUGAUAAUACAAAGUACAUUAGGUUCGAUGUGUACCUAAACAUGGACAAGGAUACUGUGAUGAACUGUGACAAUAUUAAUGUAAUAGAGUUCGCGGGGAGCUAUACUAGCUUGCCACAUGUUCAUCUUCACAAAGCUGCAGCUCGUGAUGAACCAGCUCAUCAGAAUACGAGUGUUAAUUUUCAGCUAGCAAUCACUGAACUGUUGGAGGACAUUGGUUUGGAAAAUGAAGAAUCCAUCACGGUGACUCUGUGCCCAAAGAAAUUUGGCGAAAUAACCUCCAUUGCAUGUGCAGAUAUCCAGCUUGCGGAUUGUUAAGUCCUGGUAAUUUGUGGGAAAAUUAUAGUCACCAUUGAAUCUGCUGAGUGUACGCUUGAAAAUGGUCAUGUUUGUACUUAUUAGUAUUGAUAAGAUAAGGGCUACCCUAGCUCUUUGCGUGUGUAUGUACUUGAAGUUUUUAUUUCGUUAUUAAUAAAAAUAUCGCUAGACACCUUAUCUAGUGGUUUAUUAUCAAAAA
Molecule: messenger RNA, 2112 nt
Organism: Capsicum annuum
Lineage: Eukaryota; Viridiplantae; Streptophyta; Magnoliopsida; Solanales; Solanaceae
Product: polyphenol oxidase B, chloroplastic
Exons: 1
Coding region: 33-1913 (626 amino acids)
Biological process (GO): pigment biosynthetic process
Molecular function (GO): catechol oxidase activity
Source: RefSeq, a predicted model, not a curated record